AUAAUUUUCUAACCUAAAAAGUUACGCCUUGCUGCGGCACGCACACGGUACAUACAUCACGGAGCUCGUCAGCCGAACGUUGACGUAUAAAAGCUGGCGUGCGGUUUAUAAAGAAGGGGCCGAUAUUCGGGAAAGGAAAAAGGAUACCACGCCUGAGCGCCUGGCGUACAUUUCGAGUUCUCGCGGCUCGGCUUCGGACACGGCACCCUCGCGGGCGGCCGAUGCGGGUGAUAGGUAUGGUUUGAGCGGCGACGUAAGAUGAUCCUGAGGAACUUGCCGUUCACGCAAUGGGUCCUGAUCCUGUUCCUCAUCUUCAUAAUAGUCUAUCAGCAAGUGCGAUUGAACGACGUGGAGGAGAGCUGCAGGUCGCUCCAUGAUGCCGUCGUGCGGAUCGACGCUAGGAACGACGACAGGCGCGUCGAGGCGCGAGGAGGUAGCGAGGAUGAUCUGGAGGACGUCGUUAUGAUAUACAACAGAGUGCCCAAGACAGCGUCCACCAGUUUCAUGGGAUUAGUUUACGAUUUGUGCAAGCAGAACAAAUAUCAUGUGCUGCACAUUAACGUGACGAAUAACAUGCACACCCUUACUUUUGCUAACCAGGUUCAAUUUGCAAAUAACAUAUCAAACUGGAAUAGUAUAAAGCCAGCGUUUUACCAUGGACACAUGGCGUUUUUAAAUUUUGGAAAAUUUGGUACUAAACGUAUGCCUUUGUACAUAAAUUUACUAAGAAAACCUUUAGACAGAUUUAUAUCAUAUUAUUACUUCUUAAGAUACGGGGAUAAUUUUAGACCCCAUGUUAUAAGGAAGAAACAUGGAGAUACAAAGACAUUUGACGAGUGUAUAAAUAUUGGACAACCUGACUGUGAUCCUAAUAACAUGUGGCUACAGAUUCCAUUUUUUUGUGGCCACGAUCCAGCUUGUUGGGAAAUUGGUAACAGCUGGGCGUUGGAGGAAGCCAAACGGAAUUUACAAAAGUAUUACUUCCUGGUCGGAGUGACGGAGGAGUUAAACGAAUUCGUAGAGGUAUUGGAGAUUGUACUACCACGGUUUUUCAAAGGGGCAUACAACGUUUUUUUACAUAAUAAUAAGUCACACUUACGACAAACCACGCAAAAACUCAAUCCGUUAUCUGAAACAAUAGACAAGAUCCAGCAAUCGGUUGUGUGGAAGAUGGAAAAUGAAUUCUAUAAUUUUGCUUUGGAGCAUUUCCAUGCUGUGAAAAGGCGACUCAUAAAUGCUUCCCCUCAAGAUGCAAAUCAACGUUUUAUGUAUGAAAAGAUACGGCCAAAGUAAAACUACUUUUUUACAUAGAACUUUACUCGCUGAGUAAUGCAACCGUCGACUGCAAAAUGUGUAUUUAUUGUAAUUAUGAACAAAAAUGAUUUUUGUAUAAAAUGAAUUUAUAGAGUUAAUAUUUUAUUUCUA
Messenger RNA from Temnothorax curvispinosus, 1425 nucleotides. RefSeq names its product heparin sulfate O-sulfotransferase (gene Hs2st). The record is from RefSeq and is a predicted model, not a curated record. Gene Ontology annotation, molecular function: heparan sulfate 2-sulfotransferase activity. Gene Ontology annotation, cellular component: membrane. The transcript has 7 exons. The coding region runs from base 259 to 1293 and encodes 344 amino acids. Lineage: Eukaryota; Metazoa; Arthropoda; Insecta; Hymenoptera; Formicidae.